Gaeumannomyces tritici R3-111a-1 is the source of this 657-nucleotide messenger RNA. RefSeq lists its product as hypothetical. Lineage: Eukaryota; Fungi; Ascomycota; Sordariomycetes; Magnaporthales; Magnaporthaceae. The transcript has 4 exons. The record is from RefSeq and is a predicted model, not a curated record. Bases 1 to 657 code for a protein of 218 amino acids.
AUGACAACGGAAAUCCCUCCGGUGCAUCCCGAUGUUCGCGGUGGGGCGUCCCAGCCUGACGAGGAGCGGGUCCGUAUCGACUGGGGGUGGAAGUUCGGGAAUUCCGAUGCUCUUGUCGCCGAAUUUGCACAGCUCGUCGUGUUCACCGUGCUCAACCUGCCUACCGACUACAACAACGACGCCGUCGGCCUGUUCCUUGAGCUGGACGGAUCGGCCAUCGCUAGCAAAGUAAGGAGCCAGCUGGGACCUUUGGUCCGCCAGGGGGUUGCAGAAAGUCUCCAUCGCCUUUCGCUUCUCCGCCCACUCGUCGCAGCAAUCCGAAUCCGAGGUCAACCUUUUCCUCGUCGACACCUUGCCGUAAAAGCCAGAAGAAAUUUCCAACCCGACGCGUUUGACCCGAACACCACGUCCUUGGACAAUCUUCGGUGGCUCGGCUCUCUCGUCGGCAUCGAGGGGUCCAACCAGUUUGGAAGCCUCACCAUGGACGCAAUGCGCACCGCCCUCUCGCGCUCCAAGGCGUUUGCUGGUCGGGAUGUCGAUCGGGGGGCCCUCCCUGCCGAGGUACUGGCCCGCUUGAGCGUGGCGCAGUUGGAAAGUUUCCAGGCCGAGAGCUACCGCCAAUCGGAUGCCCCCACCAAGCAUUCGGGCUCCUGCUGA